Molecule: messenger RNA, 1644 nt
Organism: Psammomys obesus (fat sand rat)
Lineage: Eukaryota; Metazoa; Chordata; Mammalia; Rodentia; Muridae
Gene: Tmprss13
Product: transmembrane serine protease 13
Exons: 13
Coding region: 1-1644 (547 amino acids)
Biological process (GO): proteolysis
Cellular component (GO): membrane
Molecular function (GO): serine-type endopeptidase activity; protein binding
Source: RefSeq, a predicted model, not a curated record
AUGGACAGAGGCAGCCACCACCGGAAUGCUUCUCCAGCAAGGACACCUCCUCCCCAGGGUUCCCCGGCAAGGACACCUCCUCCCCAGGGCUCCCCGGCAAGGACACCACCAGCAAGGACACCUCCUCCCCAGGGUUCUCCAGCAAGGACAUCUCCAGCAACAGCAGCUUUGCAGGCUUCCCUGGCCCGGGGAACUCCAGUCCAGGCAUCUCCGGCCGGGCAAUCACCUUCCAGGUCAUCCUCGGGCAGGUCAUCCUCUGCCAGGUCAGCCUCCACGACAUCCUCCCCAACGAGAGUGUACCUUGUUAGAGCAACACCAGUGGGGGCUGUCCCCAUCCGGGCACCUCCUACCAGGUCAGCACCAGCCACCAGGGCCACCAGGGAGAGCCCAGGUCUCACUCUGCCCAAGUUCUCCUGGCAAGAGACCCAGAGGCAGCUGCCACUCAUCGGCUGUGUCAUCCUUCUCAUCAGCCUCGUGAUCUCACUCAUCCUUCUCUUCUAUUUCUGGAGAGGCCACACAGGGAUCAAGUACAAAGAACCGGUGGAGAGCUGCCCCAGGCAUGCCGUCCGCUGCGACGGAGUGGUGGACUGCAAAAUGAAGAGCGAUGAGCUGGGCUGUGUCAGGUUUGACUGGGACAAGUCUCUGCUGAAGGUCUACUCUGGGUCUUCUGGUGAGUGGCUCCCUGUCUGCAGCAGCAGCUGGAACGACACUGACUCCAAGAGGACCUGCCAGCAGCUGGGCUUUGACAGCGCUUACCGAACAACCGAGGUGGCCCACAGGGACAUCACCAGAAGCUUCUUACUCUCUGAAUACAACUCCACCAUCCAGGAAAGCCUCUAUAGGUCGGAAUGUCCUUCCCAGCGGUACGUCUCCCUGCAGUGCUCCCACUGUGGUCUGAGAGCUAUGACCGGGCGGAUUGUGGGAGGGGCUCUGACCUCAGAAAGCAAGUGGCCCUGGCAAGUCAGCCUACACUUUGGCACCACCCACAUCUGUGGGGGCACACUCAUCGAUGCCCAGUGGGUGCUCACCGCUGCCCACUGCUUCUUUGUGACCCGGGAGAAGAUUCUGGAGGGGUGGAAGGUUUAUGCGGGCACGAGCAACUUGCACCAGCUGCCUGAGGCUGCCUCUAUCUCCCAGAUCAUCAUCAACGGCAACUACACUGAUGAGCAGGAUGACUAUGACAUCGCCCUCAUGCGGCUUUCCAAGCCCUUGACCCUCUCAGCUCACAUCCACCCUGCCUGCCUCCCUAUGCAUGGGCAGACCUUCGGCCUCAAUGAGACCUGCUGGAUAACUGGCUUUGGCAAAACCAAGGAGACAGACGAGAAGACAUCUCCCUUCCUCCGGGAGGUUCAGGUCAACCUCAUCGACUUCAAGAAGUGCAAUGACUACUUGGUCUAUGACAGCUAUCUUACCCCUCGGAUGAUGUGCGCUGGGGACCUCCGAGGAGGGAGGGAUUCCUGUCAGGGAGACAGUGGAGGCCCUCUUGUCUGUGAGCAGAACAAUCGCUGGUACCUGGCAGGCGUCACCAGCUGGGGCACAGGCUGUGGCCAGAGAAACAAGCCUGGUGUGUACACCAAAGUGACAGAAGUACUUCCCUGGAUUUAUAGCAAGAUGGAGAGUGAGGUACGCUUCCGGAAGUCCUAA